AUGUUGUCCUCGUCGCGACGAUCAUCUGGAUCAGGAAACUCAUCGUCAAGCAAUCUCUCCAAACGACCGAUCGAUCCAAUAACACGAACUGCCUUGCGAUACACACUCAGUCCGAAGGAGUAUGAGCUGCUGCACAACUACCUGAUAUCGCGAGCGCCGAAACGAGUCCAGAAACAAACGCCGAGCCCGCCACGAUAUGAGAAAAUCACGAAGAGCAGCACGGAGAGCGGAGACUACAAUGUCGCAGCCGUUAGAGCCGCGUUGCGUGUUUACCUCUCCCUCUUCACUGGGCUGGAGGGAUUCGAGUUCGUGAUGGAGGCGCUGGCGAAGCGGAGAGGAGGUGAAGUUGUACCUACAGCUGCGAAACCACGAUACAGAAACGCCAGGAUAGCGCUGUCUUUCUCCUCGAUCCUCCUCUUCCAUCGACUCCUGCAUCGUUUCUUCAAGCGCUUCAAGGCAGCUCUGGAAGAAGACUCCGCCGAACCGUUCCGCGAACGAAAUCCUCGAACCGCAAAGAUCCUCACAUCACAAUACACACCCGCCAUCGGCGCAUCCCUCGCAGGUCUCUGCUUGGGCCUCGGUCCCAACGAUCAGCUCCGCAUGACAGUCGCCAUCUACAUCUUCUCGCGAAGCCUCGAAUACAGCUACAACACCCUCUCCGACAACGGCUACAUCCGGCCCAAGGGUAAAACGCGACCCUGGUGGUUCGGGAGCUGGCUCGUCAUGCCCUUCGCCGCAGGCCAGCUCCUGCACGCUUUCGUGUUCGACCGCGAUUGCUUCCCCGAAAGCUACGGCAAGACGAUCUUGAAAUGGUCACCAGAAUACAUCCAGCUUCGGCCUCAAGACUUCCCCGCGGGAAAGCCUUGGCCUUCAACCUUCGACAUCGUCGACGCAUUGGCGGAACUCAGCAAACUCCGCUGGCCAGCUUUCGUCUCACCCAUCCUCUUCCCAGCCGCAAAGGAAACACCACCACUCUCACCUUCAGUGCUGAAACUCGCACCGAUAACAGCACCCGCCCACCCAGCAAUCAAAUACACAUCCUGCGCCUUCCUCCACCCCCGCGAUCCGUCCUGCGCACGAACAUACCUCAAAUACUGGAUCGCCGCGUUCCCCCCAGUCCUCAAAUUCUUCUCCCUCAUCUGCGGCGCCUUCGCCAUGCUGGGGUAUAAGAAACUCCUCGCCAACCCGAGCGUCUUCGCCAACCGCGUGAGUCAACGCAUCAUCAAAAUGUCCCUCUUCAUUACGGGCGCGAUUGGAACGUCGUGGGGUUCGAUUUGUCUAUUCAACAACGUCCUUCCCCGUUCUGUUCUGCCCACGCAACGAUGGUUCCUGGGCGGGUUCUUGGGAGGUCUAUGGGCUUGGGUCGCGAGGAAUGACGAGAGGGACAACUUCUUGUACAGUAUGAGGUUGAGCAUUGAUUCGCUGUACAAGGUGGGGAAGAAGAGGGGAUGGUGGAGAGGGAUCAGGAAUGGGGAUGUGUUGUUGUUUGUGGCGAGUUUGGCGUCGGUCAAUGUGGUGUAUGAGGCGCAGCCUGGUGCUGUGCAGGGUGGCGUGGUGAGAAAACUGGUGAGCUCGUUGAGGGGCGAGGGGUGGGUUGACAGCACAAAGGUGGUGGCCAAGUCGGCAACCGUGGAAGAUGGUGACGAGAAGAAGCAAUUGUAA
This is a messenger RNA of Fulvia fulva, 1662 nucleotides long. RefSeq lists its product as uncharacterized. The transcript has a single exon. Lineage: Eukaryota; Fungi; Ascomycota; Dothideomycetes; Mycosphaerellales; Mycosphaerellaceae. Bases 1 to 1662 code for a protein of 553 amino acids. The record is from RefSeq and is a predicted model, not a curated record.